AUGACCACAUUCAACCCUGAAGUCUGCGUAGUAGACUUCAACCAUGCCCGAGGCCCAGAAAUUGAGUUCUGGGUGACGCCCCAAGGACAAGCGCUGUAUGAUAACAAUGAUUGGUCUUUACUCCCUUUCAUGGCGCUGAGCGAUGGGGUGCAUGCUCUUGUCGAGGACUUCUCUUAUUUCACACUCCUUCGGCAGCCUGAGUCCGGCGAGAAGAGUGGUACUGGCGGAGCGGGAGGAGCGGUGAAGGGAAAGGAAAGCGAGCCUGCUGCGCCAAGGAAGGGGGCUUCAACGCUGUUUGGGAUUGCGUGCACAAGGCAGAUCAGGUCAGAUCGAUUGAGAGUGCGUUCGAAGUCAGUGACGCGAUCGAGUGUGCAGAAGAGUGUGGUGUUGGUCGUUGACACCGUUGCGGGCAUGGGCGAGCUGAGGACGAGGCUGGGAAUGGUCACUGAGAUGUGGUUCGCUCAGGAGGACUUCAGUGAUACGACCAUUCUCAAAGGCUUCCAGGAAAGCCUAGUCCGGACAUCGACCAGCAGUCCUGCCGAGCAGUUCUCAGGGCUAUCCCUUCGUGAGGUCAUACACGAGUUUCGCCAUCAAACACUCGUUCUCGUCAAAUGUCUCCUUUUGCAACGAAAAAUGCUCUUCUUCUCGACCAAAUGUGAACGCAUGUGUAUGCUGCAAUUCGCCCUUCUCUCCCUAUUGCCUGGCCUAUCAUCACACCUGGAGACUGCCUCACAUCCUGAGUUGGAUCAGGUCGCAAAGCCAGAUGCAGCCACGGUCAAGCAGUCGGCGCGAGCCGAGCUGCUCUCGUCCUUCGGCCAGCCGCUGCCCAUCUUCUCGAAAGGAUCAUUUUUCUCACCUUACACGCCACUACAGCACCUAGACAUGCUUGGCUCGUAUUCCACGCGAAGCUACGUCGUCGGCUCCACAAACGCCCUCCUCCUACAACAACAAAGUCGAUAUGCUGACAUCAUGGUCAACCUCGACACCGAGCCGUACAACCGACGGUGGAUCGAUAACCUCACACAGCAAGUGCUUGACACGUGGGAUCCAGACAACCCCUCUAGACCGAAGAACAUGGGUUACGCGGGCAGCGAAGAGAUGAUUCGUCUACAAUUCGAAGAAUAUAUCCUGAGCCUCUGCAGUAGCAUGGCGUACCAAGUCUACCGCGAGCGUACAGAUGGCUCGGUGAAAGACGUCUUCUGGAAAGGAGACCAAGGGCAAGAGACCGGCGUCGUCAGCACGCAGAAUGAAGCUGAUGCGCCGGAGCUACAAGAGAAGCAGACUACCGACGACGAAAAGCCUCCACCAAAGGCCCCUCGACCAAGUGCAGAACAGCAACAACCACAGCCACAGCACAACAGCAGAGCACAUCAGCGCACGUCGUCCCUUGACGCCCACCUCCUCCCUAGCGUCGAUCUCGGUGCCAACGCCCUGGACUUCAACCCAGAAUUCCUUGCCGCCUGGCGGGACACGCGCAACUUCGAACUCUUCAUCGCGUCGUUGCCCGAGAAUGUCACGCACCCUUUCUCGCCUACUUCUACUGUGAUGGACACAUCGAGAAAACCCCGAAUAUUCGACCUUAUUCCCCCACAACAUCCUACAGGCGGCGGCCUGAAUAUUGACGAUGUGCAGAGGCGGGUAGUACAGGGCAUAGGUCAACUGCGGACGAACUAUAAGGUGGACGAGCGGGUGGCCGAGACCAGGGAGAAUGUAGGGAAGGCGCUAGAGGCUGGAAAAGAGAGGUUCGGGAAGCUGUGGGAGUCAAUUGAGGAGCGAAGACGAAGAGGUGGAGGAGGACAGGACGAGAAUAGUAGGCCGACUUCUGCGGAUGGUCGCGAGGUAAAGGCCGCGGGGAUCGGUCCGACUGCUCAGGCUGAUACAACAGCUGGCAGUGGCGGUACAGCAGCGUGGACAGCCGCAAUCCAAGAACGCGCCGCCAAAGUGCAGAAGCCCGACACUACACAAUUACAGCAUGCAGCGAAAGAGAAUGCCGCCAAGGCAGGCGCAUACCUCAGUAGCUGGGGAAGUUGGGCCAAGGAGAAGAGCCGCGACUGGCAACAACAGCAGCAGGCACAGAAGAACAAGGGCAUGACUGGGAGUAGUCAAGUCCUUGGUGGUGGGUCGAGUGCGCCAGCGAGUACAAUGGCAACAGCCACCGGUACUACAAAUGCGACUGCCUCUGCUACUGCUACACCAGGAGACAGCACUGCAACGACCGCAAGUGCAGGGAGCGACACCCUCGCGACGUCCACGUCGAAGCCGCAAAGGAUGAGCGCUGGGAAGUUCAAAGAGGACAUAGACUAG
Cyphellophora attinorum is the source of this 2304-nucleotide messenger RNA. RefSeq names its product Late secretory pathway protein AVL9. The coding region runs from base 1 to 2304 and encodes 767 amino acids. The record is from RefSeq and is a predicted model, not a curated record. NCBI's taxonomy places the organism in Eukaryota, Fungi, Ascomycota, Eurotiomycetes, Chaetothyriales, Cyphellophoraceae. The transcript has 3 exons. Gene Ontology annotation, cellular component: cytoplasm.